CAUACUAAGUUACACUCCGAGGUCGGAUUAAGUUACGUUCCGAGGUUGGAUUAAGUGUGCAUUAAUGAGUGUGCUGGAAUGGACACAGGAGAAACUCGAUGAUUUGGAGAGUUUUGCUCAGACUUUGUUUCAGGACAUGGGGAAUAUAUUAGACCUCAGUCUCCUAAAGGAGGACUCUAUAGAUAAACAGGUGGACAAUGUAAAGAUGGUGGAGAGGUUUCGGACCCGGAACCCCGUGGUGGGGACCCUCUACCUGACCACCACUCACCUGAUCUUUGUGGACAGUGCCGGGAAGAGGGAGACCUGGAUCCUGCACACCCACAUGUACAGUAUAGAGAAGCAGCCCCUGAAUGCUGGGGGAUCCCCCCUACAGAUCCGCUGUAAGGAUUUCCGAUGUAUUACGUUCGUGAUUCCUAGAGACAGAGACUGCCAGGACAUUUUUACCUCCUUACAGGAACUCUCCAGACCAGCUGACAUAGAGAAGCUGUAUGCAUUUGUUUAUUCUGCGGCGGAUGGGAUGGAGAAGUCGUACGGCUGGGAUCUGUACGAUGCUCAGUCUGAGUAUCUGAGGAUGGGGGUCCCUAACCAGAACUGGUCCCUCUCCAACCUCAACAAAAAUUACGAGCUUUGUGAUACCUAUCCCAGACACCUAUUUGUUCCCGCCUCAGCGUCGACACCAAUCAUCCUCGGCAGUUCUAAAUUCCGCAGCCGUGGGCGACUUCCUGUCUUAUCUUACUUUCACAGUAAAACCCAGGCAGCCAUUUGUCGAUGCAGUCAGCCUCUUUCUGGAUUUCGGGCCCGCUGCAUGGAAGAUGAACAAUUACUACACUGCAUUCUAAAAUCCAACCCCAACCCUAAAUCAGAGUUCAUGUACGUUGUGGACACCAGGCCAAAGAUAAAUGCGAUGGCUAACAAGGCUGCGGGAAAAGGUUACGAGAAUGACAACCACUACACAGACAUCAAGUUCCAGUUUUGUGGCAUCGAGAACAUCCACGUCAUGAGGGCUAGUCUACAAAAACUACUGGACGUGUGUGAAAUGAAAAAUCCUUCCAUGUCAGCAUUUCUUCAAGGACUGGAGACAAGCAGCUGGCUCAAACACAUCAAGUCAGUUCUCGACACCUCAGUGUUCAUAGCAGAGGCAGUGAAGAAUGGGCAGAGUGUUUUGGUGCACUGUUCUGAUGGCUGGGAUAGAACUGCUCAGACCUGCUCACUUUCUAGUCUGAUGUUGGACCCCUACUACAGGACAGCCCAGGGAUUCCAGGCGCUGAUAGAGAAGGAGUGGUUAUCGUUCGGCCAUAAAUUCACGGACCGCUGCGGUUUCCUGGAGACGCCAGACAAUAAGGAGACGUCGCCAGUGUUCACACAGUUCAUUGAGGCUGUGUGGCAGUUGAUGCAGCAGUACCCUUGUGCAUUCCAGUUCAACGAACGAUUCCUUCUGACCAUUCAUGACCAUGUAUACUCAUGUCAGUUUGGAACCUUUAUAGGGAACUGUGAGAAAGACAGGCUGGAUCUUAGAUUGAGUGAGAGAACCUAUUCCUUGUGGGGCCAUAUGAAGAAGCACAUGUCAGAAUUCCUGAAUCCUCUCUACAAGAAAGAGUAUGAGUUGACCCAACCUACUCUAUCACCCAACACCAGCUCUCAGAACGUCAAAUUUUGGAAGGGUAUGUACCACAGAUAUGAUGUAGGGCUUCAUCCAAGAGAACAGAUUGCAGACAUUCUGAGCGCUGCCAAAGAUCACUCAGACUCACUAGAGGACCACAUCAGUCUACUAGAGAAGAGAGUGACACAGAUCUGUCAGCUGUUGGGGAAAUCCGAGGAUGUGAUACAGAAAAAACUGAAUGGUGGAUUAUCCAUGGAGUCUCUGGAUAAUCUCAAGGAAUCCGUGGAGAAUUCUGUUACAGAGAAAUCCGAGAAAAUUACGGUCAACGGAGAAUGUGAUACUAAACUGGAACAAAACACCAAAUCAAAAGACAUAAACGAUCUCAUCGACCUCAAGAGUGAUAAUGAAUCGGGGUUUGAUGAGUCCAGUUCACAGUUGUCUAGAUCGGGUCAUGGUGACCUAAAUACCCAACGAACAGGUAUAGAAACUGGUUCCCUUGACUCCAGUAUGUGCUCGGUGGGGAGGGACCAGCUAAGCUUGGACUUGCUUUUGUUUGAGAUGAACAGCGUGGCCAUUGAUUGGAAAUCAUUUCGCAAUAUUCACAACUGUAGCUGUGCAUCUCCAUUUAAUAGUUUUACUAAAAAGUUCCAUUGCUGGAGAUGUGGUGAAGUAUUCUGUAUGCGGUGUAUUGCCAAAAAUAUCCCCCUGCCUGGUCACAUGUCACGGCGCCCAGUCCCCGUCUGUCGACCAUGCUACAAGGAAAUACGCCACUCCCCCUCCAUGGAAUUCCCCACCGGUCAGAUCAGCAGCUGAUGACUGUAGAGGACCAGACUUUUAGAGUGCAAUGUUAUUUAUUUUGUAGCUCAUUGCUUUGUGUGUGUGUAUGUGUGUGAGGGAGAGGAGAGAGAGAGGGUGUGCAGUAUUAUCUAUCAUGAUGUAUCACUCAGGUUAUUUUGAAAUGUGGAGCAUGACCGUUCUAUAAACCCAUAAAAACUACAAAGUAUGAUGAUAUUAAAUUUAAAAUAUUCCCCACUUUAAUGACAUUUGUAGAAUGUAUCAUGUGAUAAGUCUCCAUACACAACUGAAUGUGAUAGCUUUUGUGUUUAGUGAAAUAAUUGCACUAUAAUCAAAUCAUUGAGUUUUAAGGCCUGAGAAUGCCUUAUAUUAUGAUGUAAUGUUUCACCUUUGAAUAAGAUAAUUACAUUGUUAAGUGGAUCAUCUUCAGACCACUGUACAGUAUAUUUUACAAAAUAUCAAAGGAAUAGUUGAGUAGGAUUUCAGAAAAAAUCAAUUAUCAUAAAAAAAAACUUGUAGUUUUAACAGAGGAAAAUUUAUUAAAGGAAGCAAUUUGAUUGAUUAUUGAAGAUUCUGUCAUUUCAAAGAUGUGUUCAUUGACAGACUAAAAAGUUUUGAUGGGCAGACUUAAAUAAUUAUGAAAGUAAAUAGACCAAUAUUUGAGUAGGUAUAAUAUGCUCUAUGUAUAUUUUCUGUUGAGUUUCUUACCUCCCCUACUUUGCUGUGAUAUUUUCCAUAAACCAACUGUUGGAAAAACUGCAGUUCAAGGAAAGGGAUGGAUACUCUAAACCAUGAUUUAUUUAAUUACCUGAAAUAUCCGAGUUUUCUGACUCUUUUAUUUGUGGAGCUGAUACUUUUCACACAUAUAACUUAUUAACAUAAUAUGGCAUGUUUCCUCUGACAUAUUAGUGAGGAUAUGACUAUCAAAUUGAUGAACUUCAAAUAAAAAUGUCAGGAAUAAUAUUUACUUCAAUCUAUGUCUUCACAGUACAACAAAAUGUCUGACAAUGAAUUAUCGUCCGAGUAUGGGAGUGUGAUCAUUUGAGUGUAGCCCUGUAUAUUUGUUUUUUUCCUCACUGUUAUUUCUUUGUUACAAAUGAGAUGCUUUAUAGUAAAGAUAUCUGAUAUAAUAA
Saccostrea cuccullata (small rock oyster) is the source of this 3528-nucleotide messenger RNA. Its product is annotated as myotubularin-related protein 6-like. NCBI's taxonomy places the organism in Eukaryota, Metazoa, Mollusca, Bivalvia, Ostreida, Ostreidae. Bases 65 to 2413 code for a protein of 782 amino acids. The record is from RefSeq and is a predicted model, not a curated record. Gene Ontology annotation, cellular component: membrane; cytoplasm. Gene Ontology annotation, molecular function: phosphatidylinositol-3-phosphate phosphatase activity; phosphatidylinositol-3,5-bisphosphate phosphatase activity; metal ion binding. Gene Ontology annotation, biological process: phosphatidylinositol dephosphorylation. The transcript has 14 exons.